CUCACAUCCUGCACUUCCAUCUCGUUCAUUCUGGCGCCCUUAAAAUUCAUGCUGAUUAUUCUUAGGAGUAAGGCCAAAGCCUAUCUGCUGCCAUCCAUUUUUCCGAGUUUCCCGUUCGGUGUCGUGCUCUGGGAGAUACUAACGCGCUGCGAAGGAAAAGGACAAGAAUGAGAUGGCUCAUACAGAGAGAAGGAUUUGCAUCACGUAUAUAAGGGAGUCGCACAUUCAGGCUGUUGGUACCAACACUCAACCGACCCUUCCUCAAGGACUCAACCGACUCUUCCUCAAGGCUCCAGACUUGCAAGAACCCUCACACGAACCUUCCUCACACAAACCAUCGCAAGAACCGUCGCAAGAACCUCCUACCUUGUCAUGUUGACUAGCAUCAUCCUCGCUGUGUUACUCAUGUGUCUCCGCUAUGGGUCGGCAGCUCCUGGAUCGGAGGCUCCUGAAUUACCGCCUCCAGGCCACUGCCGCUUUGAGAAGGACAAGGAUUUCCGAGAAGUGCAAGCCUUCUUGAGCUUUGGGAUGGACCGGACGCUGUUUGGCAAAGAGGGCAAGACAAGCGACGCAGGCUAUAUAUACUAUCCACAAAGUGGCAUCGCUUCGGCCGUUGGCCUCUGUUUUGGAGGGCAAAUGUCGGAUAUUGUUGUACCCCGUUCCAAUGCUUGUCCAGUAUUUGCAGCCCCGAGACGUCCAGGUGAAAUACCGCUUUGCAAGUACAAGGACAUGAGUGUCAAGGCGAGAUUCCGACUGACUAUGGUCGACUACCGCAACUGUAAGGCAGAGAAGUGCACGUUCACGAAGAAGGUGGGGGGAACAGAGAAGACGGAGGUCCAUGGUGACCUCAAGGCUGCUGGUACCAUCUUCAAGAGCGUCGGUGUUGAAGCAUCCAUCGGCGGCAGCACGGAGACCACAAAAACAUAUGAAAUCACGACGGAGGACCAGUUAGCUGCAGAGCAGUCGGCGUUCUUGGUUGGCGUCACGGUGGAACUGGUCACAAGCGUUGGAGAGAUCACUGUGCCUGGAGUUGGUGGCGAUAAAAGAGUUUGUCAAGAAGACAUGUAUAAGUCAACUAUGCCUGUCUCCAACAACUUUCUACUCACCAGCAAGUCGAAGACCCUGUGGUUGGACUGUAAUCUGUCGGACGCUCCUGUAAAGAGGCAGGUUAGCGAUGAUCCUGAGAAGAACUUUUGCUACUAUCUCGAUGCCGAAGGCAAUCCGGUAGAAGAAGAAUGCCUGAACUGAUGUGCAUCGCGCCUAAGUCACAGCCAUACAGAGAAUCUUUCAUAGCAGCCGUCCUUUAUCUUCAGCAACUCUUUUUUCCACUCAAAUUUUCAGAUAAAAUAAAUGAAAGGAGUUUAUCUCAAGUCAGCAUAGAAAAUAAACAAAGCUCACAUGCACACUAUGUUCUACAGCAAACAAUGCCUCGUUUGCGAGAGUCUUAAGUGAAUCGUGGGAAAGGCAAAGAGCUACGAUUAGACCGGACAACUAUUUAGUCAUUCGCUUUAUUAAGGUAAUUUAUGUUGCAAGAGUUUGCUCCGCGCCUCUCCUGACAAUCUCGCUUUCACAUCUGUUUAAAUAUUAAAGAACUUGAAUAUCAUGCUCAUCGAUGCCUAUGCCAUGAAUUCGUUGCAAAAAAGAAAGAAAGAAAGCGAUUAGUGUAUCUUUUUGUUCAGAAAAACUUCCAUUAA
Gamsiella multidivaricata is the source of this 1694-nucleotide messenger RNA. RefSeq lists its product as uncharacterized. The transcript has a single exon. Bases 373 to 1248 code for a protein of 291 amino acids. NCBI's taxonomy places the organism in Eukaryota, Fungi, Mortierellomycota, Mortierellomycetes, Mortierellales, Mortierellaceae. The record is from RefSeq and is a predicted model, not a curated record.